UUCCUUCCCGCGCACGUCGUGCAAGGUGGAAGUUGGUCAUGGUCGCUCGGCAAACGGAAAGCCGCCAUGAUGGCUUUCUGUAAAGUACGCUCAAUAUGUAAUGUUUCGUUAUUGUUUUUCGUUAAUUGUGACUGAGUGUGUGCAAAAAUCAAUCAUGGGAACGAACUAGAGUGUGUAAAGUUUAGUUUAAGGUCCUUUGGGACCUCUUGGAGGAGCUACAAAGUGUUUUAUAAGUGCAUUUGUGUGUCGACGCUAGCGUGUUUUGUUCUGUCAACAAAAUGUCGAAGCUAUCGUUUAGGGCGAGGGCCCUGGAUGCGUCGAAACCAAUGCCCAUAUAUCUCGCCGAGGAGCUUCCGGACCUCCCGGAUUACUCGGCCAUAAAUCGGGCAGUCCCUCAGAUGCCCUCUGGGAUGGAAAAAGAGGAGGAAUGUGAACACCAUCUCCAGAGGGCGAUAUGCACGGGCCUGAUCAUACCCACUCCGGAGGUGUGCGAGGUGGACGACCUCGAAUUCUACGAGCGAUGCUACCCGCCCGAUUACAAGAUGCCGAAACAACACAUACACAUGCAACCCCUAUGGCAGGAGCAGGAGCAGCCAGAGUACGACAUCGACUCGGAGGACGAGCGCUGGCUGAAGCAGCAGCGGCAUCCGGAGCUCACAGAGCUGAUGUUCGAGCAGAUGAUGGACAAGCUAGAGCGGAGCUCGGGGCAGACCGUCGUGACGCUCGGCGAGGCCAAGCUGCUGCUGGAGCGGCAGGACGACCUGGUCAUAGCCGUCUACGACUACUGGCUCAACAAGCGGCUCAAGACGCAACACCCGCUGAUCCUGUCGGUGAAGACGGAGUCCCGGCCGGGGCAGUCCACCAACAACCCGUACCUCGCCUUCCGCAGACGCACCGAGAAGAUGCAGACUCGGAAGAACAGGAAAAACGACGAGAGCUCGUACGAGAAGAUGCUGAAACUGCGGCGCGACCUCGCGCGCGCGCUGACCCUACUCGAGCUGGUGGCGCGGCGCGAGCGAGCCAAGCGCGACCUGCUGCGGCUCACGGCGCUGCUGUCGGAGCGGCGAUACCACGCGCAGGACUUCGCGUCGCACCUGCCGCCUGAGCUGCCGCAGAGUCGUUCCACAUUCUCUGCGGCGUCCCUGGCAGCCCAAACGGCGCGGUUCCGCGACGCCGCGUACCCCCCGCCGCCCGCGCCGCGCCUCCCUCCCCCCGACGCGCCCAGACAGCGCGAGAAGCGUCCGUACAAACGACGCAAACACCGGCACCACGGCACCGGCUCCGCACAGGGGCUACGAGACUCGGGCGUGUAUACUUCUUCUGAGGAGGAGAGCGCGCGCGCGGAGGCCGGCACGCCGCCCGACGACGGGCCCUUCGCGUUCAGACGCAAGGCGGGAUGCUAUUAUGAAAUGCCCACCGCGACGUUGUACGGCGACCCCGUGGACCCAGAAGAUACCUCUAAGGAUGCACUCUACGAACACGAGCUUGACAAUCGGUUGAGGUUCACGCUAACAUCGCUGCGCGCGGGCCACCCCCGCUGCAUCGGGUUCGCGCGGCGGCGCAUAGCGCGCGGCGGCCGCGUGGCGCUGGACCGCGUGCGCACCCCGCUCGACCCGCUGUGGACCCGCCUGCCCUUCACCUUCACCACCGAUACCAGUUACAAAGCCCAACGGGACGAGGAAGUCGAACUGGAAACAGAACAGCACAGAAACCCGAAGGAGAUGACCAGAGAUUACCACACGAGCGGCAAACACCCAUGGAGACACACUUUCCGCAAGCAUCUCAAGCAGCACCCCCACCUGUGGCUUCAGGACAUCAAGCCCGAGCCCGCAGAACCCACGGAAACAAGUGAACAAACGAAAACAAGCGAACGAAUGGAAACAAGUGAACGUACAGAAACAAGUGAAUGUGUGGACCCAAGUGAUAUUAGUGUUAGUGAUAAAAGGACAUGGGACAGUGGUGUGAGACAGAAUCUGGUGCGGGUGAUGAGGAAGCGGUCGUGGUCUGGCUGUAGUGACAGCAGUUAUGACUCGGAGGCGAGUUUGGAGCCUGUCGAGCAGGAGUUUGAGAAGUUCAUACAGGAGGUUAACAAGAAAUGGCUACACUUCCGGCCGAAGACGCCGCCGCCCUCCCCUCCCCCCGCACUCGACGCCUCCCUCUCCCCCGUGACGUCACACACGCCGCUCGCCGUGGACGUGCUCGCGCCGGACCCCUUCAUCACCUCAGAGUUCACACUAGCCCACUUGUACCAGGACUCGCUCAUCAACGAACCACAACUGGACUUGUCUGACGACCUGUUGAGCGAAAAUCUAGGAUUGACUGAGGAUCAAGUCGAGAGUAUACUGUCGGAGACGCUGACGGAUGAUAAGAAGGAUCUGUUGCCGGAUGACUUGUUGGAGGAGUUGGUGAAGGAUGUGGAUGUGAAGGACCCUUUUUUAUGCCAGGGCCAGAGUGGAGGCGCGCGCUCUGGUCGCGUGCGCCGGCGCAUAGAGAGAUCGUCAUUCGGCUCGUCAGUAGUGAACGUGACCGCGGCUCCCACGGCGCCGGUGUGCGUGCCGCGCCCCGUCGAGGUUAAACAAGAAGUGGAAGACAUCAAGCCGCGGGUCAAGGAGGAGAAGCCGCGAGCAGCGCCCGCGCCCGCCAACACUCCCGCCCCUAAGGUUAUCAUCAAUACUUUCCAUCCACCGUGUGAAUAUCGCCACCCACAAACUGACCCAAUAUCAUUUCCCCCGCAGCCUUCACCAAAACGGCCGAAGCAGCAAAAAGACCCGGAAACCAUCGAAGAGGUGCAACUGUCGCACGGCGUCCAACUGAAGACGGUCCACACGAAGCACUCCCCGCUCAAGAAGCACAUCAUCACAUCGGCGCCGCACCGCGUGGCGCACGUGGCCCCCAGCGUGACCCACGUGACCCCCGGCGUGACCCACGUGGCCCCGGGCGUGACCCAUGUGACUCAUGUGACGCAGGGCGCGGGCGAGGCGGCGCGGCCGCAUGUGCUGACGGUGAAUGUGUCGGAUAGUUUGCGGGUUCGUCUGCAGAACCAGGUGCUGUCGUCGCAGGCGGGCGCGGCGCAGAACGGGCCCUUCCACGCGCCCGAGACGCCGCCCGCGCGAGGGGAGAUCGUUCCAGGGCCGGUGUCUGUCUCCGCGGCGCACUCCCCGCGGCGCCCCGUCGUGCACCUGCAGCAGAAGCAGCUGCAGCCGCCCGCCAACAUCUACGCGCACAACAAGCUCAAGGUCCUUCACGCCCACCCGCUAACGCAAACGCAGAGAACACAAUUACUAGCCCAGAGCCGAGCCGGCAUCGCUCAGCUACCCACCGUCGUGUCUCUAGCUACCCUCGGCGAGGCCAAAUCAGCCACACUGAAGGCUGCCCCAGGCUCCUGCGCACAGUUCUUCGAAAUCAAAGGACAACUCGGCAAAGGGGCACAUCUAGUGAAUGUAGUCAGACAACCGCAGCCGGGGAAAGCGACUACCGUAGCACGAUUAGAUCUGAACGACGCCAAGAAGCGACAGGUCAUGGCCACGUUUGACGCGUCUCAACUACGAGGGAACAUAGCGGCGACGACGCGACCGCACAGAGUCAGCGUUAGUUUGGAUGGAAGACAGAUUGUCAGGGCCGGAGUGCCGGUGAGAGCGCCUUUGCGACAUCAGAUCCAGCUGAAAAACCGCACAGUGCAUGUCGCCUCACCUCAAAUAACUCGCUCAGAGCCGUCGACAUCGACAACCAGAACUGCCUCAAUACCCAGUGCGGUAGUGGCGAACUUACUGCAGAAAAAUCUGCCCAAGUCGGGCCAGAAGAUCGCGAUAUCGGGCGCGAUGGCGAAUGUGCAGGCGAUCGCGUUUACCACGAGCGCGCAGCUGAAAGCGCGGCCCGCUAGGCUCGUGGCCCACCCCGCCGCCGCGCAUGCUGCUAAUAGCGAGAUAGUCGAAGUGACUACCUCGGCCGCGGCCUCAACCUCCUCAGUCCUCACGCCGGACGGGCGCCGUAUCGACACACCCGGCGACACGGACGCCGCCACCAACGGCGCGGUCCGCCGGCGCCCCGCCGACACGCUGCCCAUGGAGGUCACGUGACAACGCCCGGAGCCCCGCAGUCAGGACGCGCCGCCCGUGCUCGCCUUCUAGCCCACGCCCACUCCGCGCACAGCGGAUAGCCAGGAUACGUCUGAUUCAUAAUUAACUCUUGACCUAGCACGGAUACUUGAAAUGUUUCAUUGGUUGGAGGGAGAAAACAAUGUGGUAUCGUAUAGGUCUUGUUAAGGGUUAAAUUUAACAUGUAAAAGAUUAACCCACACGGCUACUUCAAAUGUUUUCGCCAAAGUAAGAAAACCAUGUGGUAUCGUAUUGGUCUUGUUAAGGGUUAAAGUAAACUUGUAACAGCGCAGUCUGUUUGUGGCAAGGGUUGAAAGGGUGUUUUUUGUGUGGUCGAAAUUAAAUAUUGCUGUGUAUUGGUGUAGUUUUGAUCUUGGUGUGUAGAGAGUGAAUCAGUUUUUCCCAUACCCAUUAGGAUCACCUAUAACUAUCGGUAAGGUAAAAUUUUGCGCUUUGUAACUUUGUAAAAACGAAGAGCUAAUUUCACCAAUGCAAAGCAAUGUUUCAUUUGGGACACCGUCUAAGUUCAUAACUGUAGGAUCGUGAUAACGGUAGUUUGGUUUGAAUUUAGCCACAACAUCAGCGGAAAAAAAUGAGCUUUUGAAGCCUAAAUUUCUAAGUGACACUGCUAGUGUAAAUGUUGCUACACUUAUGAACAUGGACUAUAUGCAUGAAUCAAUCCUUGAAUGUAUUAUUGAACAUACGCAAUUUGGCAGAUGUGCCCUGCUAGUAUAAGUUGUAAUAAUGAAUUGUAACAUUGCAUAACUAUGAAUUCUAAAUUACUUUUGGAAUCGAUUAGACUAGAGCAAGAAAUAUUAAAUUAAAACGAAGGAAUGUGAGCAUAAAAUGUAAAUCUAACCAGUCAAAUCGAUUCCAAAAGUAAACCUCUAUAAAGACAGACAUUAAUUACCUUAUGGUCAGUGUUUCUCGCUGAUUUUUGUACAAUGUAAGUCGCCAUUAUUAUGUAAUUUGAAAAGAAAUUUGAGUCCUUCUUGGUUUGUGAAUUAGUAGAAAUAGUCAUAGCAGUCUCAUCAACCAGUACCCUUAGUACGGGUUUUACAGUUUACGUUUACUACUGUCAACUGCGUACAUUAUCUGUCAAAUGUUUAAUUAUAUUUUCCGCUAGAGGCGCCACUUUGUAUGCGAGAAAGCGUAAACUUUCAUAGCUAACCUGUACUAGGCUUACAGGUUUGUAUGUUAUCAGUAUAGCAUUUUCAAUUUAUACAUAAUUUCAUCUCGGAACAAUGUUUGAUUCUAGUUCUAUGCAAGAUAUAAUUGAUUUAUGAGAAAAAGUUGAUUCCUACAAUCUAUUGGCCUACCUCGUGACGGUCACAAAACUAGGAAGGACCUUAAUAUUGAGUUGUCUAGUUUAAUUUUAUUAUUAUUAUUGAAAGGGUAUAGUGAUUUCGUAGGAGAGGAAACGUGUGAUAUUACGUUAAUGGUUUUUUUAAGUGUAAAUAAUUUUGUAAAAAGUUAUUCUUUCUCAUGUAAAAAAAGUAAAACAAUUGUGUUAAAUUCGUAGGGAUUAUUUAAAUUGGUGUACAGUUGUAGUGGCGCCAUCUUUUGGUCCGAUAAUGGUAUUAGUUUUAGCUGUAAUAAUCAAUAAAAGGAAAGAUUUGGCGGGAAACACUCCUGAGGUAACCUAAAAACGAAUAUCAAACACAAUAACUAAUGUAAUUUCCAUGUUUUUGACUUCUGAAUCUGUGUAAGGCUUUCUAAGAAACUCACUUAGUUUUGUGGGAAUGAUACUAGAGUUAGCUCUUACUGAAAUCCUAAAUUAUAUUUAAUUUCAAUCAAUUUAGACAGCUCUAUCGCAAUUGCUAUACCUUCUUUAUUCGAUCAUAGCUGGUUUAACUUCUUUCAAGAAGUUUCAGAAAAGUCGGUCCUCGGCUUUCCUCAUCCAACCAUUCACUAGCGCAUGUUUAUGUCAUUGGCCCAACGGAUUAAAAAAAUAAGUUUCUACAAAUCCUCUUUACAUACUGUUAAAGAACGGAUUAAAACUUUACCAUACUCAUAAUUUCGCCUUUCUUAAAACUUCAAGUUUCAUUCCCACAAACUUACACAGACAAUUUAUAAUAGGUCUUAUUAUUUGAAAAGGUCAUUUCAUUUAGUAUCGAAGAAGUCUAAGCUUCAAUCAUUAAUUUAAGUGGCUGUGAAAUAGUAAAUAUCUUCAUCAAGAAAAGCAUACCUACUGCCGAUUUUGCCAGCCUUCAGUUCUAUUCAAAACAGAAUAAUAAUAAAAAUAUCAUAUUCAUUGGUUACUCAAUUGCUCGAUUUAAAAAAAGCUACAUUCGGCUGGUUAAGAAGGUAUCCGGCUUAGUUAACGAUUCUUCUAGUGUUAAAGACAAAAAAAGAAAAAAAAAAGUGUAAUAUAACCGCAUACAUGUGUAUUAUAUAGCGUUAAAUGUAUAAAAAUAUGUUUACUUGGUAAUAAAACAAGGUAUAGAUAGUUUUGCUGGCGGGUCCAGUGUAAUUGUGACCUCUGAGUAAAUUCGUUCGCUAAUUUUGCCCAAAAUAUCUCGAUUUGACCCAAAAUAAUUCAAGUCAAGUUUAAUGGACUAAUAUAGUUUCGAUGGUAACAAAAAUACAGUUAAGAACGGUUUGAUAUAUAGUAAUUGGCAAAGUUUGAGUUGGGCUUUCGAUAUUAUUAACACACUUAGAACAAAGCUUAUAAUUAUUAUAAUUGUCUCUUUAAAAAUAUGAACUAUGUAAAAACUGAAAUUGAAACUACAUUUGACUUGGUCCGAAUUUCAGGUAUGAGUUCGCUAUAUUCUGUAAUCAUUUCAUUAUAAAUCAUAGGUACAGGCGGACUCAAGUGUAAUACCUAAUUAGGCCUUACUUUGAAUUACAUACAACAUGUUUAUUUUUAGGUAUCCUGCUCUGUACUCAGGGUGACUUAAAUUUGUUCACUUAGCUGUAUGUGGGCUUGCUUAUGUAAAAUUAACAUUGUUAUGGAUAUUGUUGAGAAAUGACGCUGAGUGAGAUCAAAACUGUAAUGAAGAUAUUUUUAGAAAAGUUUUGCAUUCGGUUAUUCAAUCUGUCUGUUGAAAUAUUUGAAUAUAGCCCUCGGUGUUUCAUCUAAACAUUUUAACUUUUGAAAUAUUAAAUCGUUCUCUCGCAAUCCUAAUUAAUUAUGAAUAAUCUAAAUGUCGUGCCCUUCUCAUAUUAAUGAUACAGUUAAAGGUAAAAAAAAACUUAGGGCGUCCAUAGAAUGUAGAUGCACUGUGUUAACUCAUAUGAAAUGUAAUCGUUUUGAUGUUGAAGUGUAGUUUCUUUUUCGGAAAUAAAUUAUCAGACUUUUCAAAUAAAUGUUAAAAGUUGUUAAAAAAUAUCGAUAUUUUGCAGAAAAAUAUAAAAAAAGAUAAAAUUGCGUGUCUAAGGCGUUGUAAUGAUCAUUUGGGGUUAACUUAGCUACUUAUGCGAAUAAUAUGGCAGUGACGUGUUGUUCCAAUUUAUAAGAUAAAAAUGCGAGCUGUUUUUCGUAACACAGCGGGUAACAUUACCUACUUGUUAAGAAAAAUUACUUGCGAUCAAAAAAAUUACUAUAAAUAAAAAUGUAACGGUUUUAACUAUGUCUAUACAUAUUUAAACUAGUAAGUAUCAUAUACUUUACAAAAGGCUGCAAAUUUGGGAAAAAAUGUAAAAAAAAACUGGUCUCAUUUUUUGGGGCCGUUAACAUACGCUUAGUAAUGUGGUUAGGAAAUGUUGUGUACCUCAUAAGCUCUUGAUUUUAGUAUAGGAACGCGAGGUUUUGAGUGCCCCCUUGCCCGUUUAAUUCUUAUCUAUAUCCUCGACUCGCGAAGGCUUUCAGCCCAGUAUUGUUUUCCUUGUACAUAUUUUUUUUAAUCGUUAUUUUUCGUUGGUAUUAUGCGGCGGUGACUAUGCGGCUUCUGUUGAGGGGACGCUCAAAACUCUCGUUAAUAUAAAAAAAUGCUGUAAAUUGUUUGUAAAAAUAGUCAUGUUCAGAAUUUCAGUCUAGUUUUGUUGAUUAUUUUUUUCAACCGGAAAAUUGCUAAAUAAAGCGAAGAUUCUGUUUCA
This is a messenger RNA of Plutella xylostella (diamondback moth), 8132 nucleotides long. The record is from RefSeq and is a predicted model, not a curated record. NCBI's taxonomy places the organism in Eukaryota, Metazoa, Arthropoda, Insecta, Lepidoptera, Plutellidae.